Penicillium soppii is the source of this 1935-nucleotide messenger RNA. RefSeq names its product DUF4246 domain-containing protein. The coding region runs from base 1 to 1935 and encodes 644 amino acids. The transcript is spliced from 3 exons. The record is from RefSeq and is a predicted model, not a curated record. NCBI's taxonomy places the organism in Eukaryota, Fungi, Ascomycota, Eurotiomycetes, Eurotiales, Aspergillaceae.
AUGUUCCAACACAAGGCCAACGAGGCCCAUUUCCUGAACAACAAGGCAUGGAGAGACUGCCGCUUGACUCUCCCGGGAUACGGUAGGCCGCUGGACUUUGCUCCCACAGAGAAAAACAUCUAUGGCGUUGAGUGUCGGAGCAUGUUUCCCUCUGCGUUGGAUGAUAGGGACAUUGAGGCAGGAUAUGUGAAUUUACCUGUUCUCACCUUGCGUGAGAUGGCAAUGGUAUGCUUCAUGGAGGUCCUUACAGAUAUUCCCAACUGGUGGGACAAGAUCUUUGAGCCCGCGGUCCAGGAGCAGUGGAAAAAGGAUGCCAUGAACAGUGGCGAUGACAUUACGGCCAACAUGGCCCAAUGGAUUAUUGAUGAGCUCCAAUUCAAAGCCAUGAUCUACAAAGACUCCCACGUCGUGGCCCUGUACAAUGGGGAUGUCACCAAGUCAGACACAAACUUGUCAUCAUCGUUAAUCAACACUCUGAGAACUGAGAUUAAGCGACUGGAAUUCAACCAGGAGGAUCUGAAGUUCUUCCACCCAGGACCUCUAGCUAAACAGCGAGACUUCAUCUCCAUGGCUCUGUACCCACUUGUUUAUGGCAAAACUCGCAUUCUCUCCGACAGGGUCAUCAAGCUCGAUGAAGCCCUUGAUUAUGCUGGCCAGGGCGAGGUCAUCCCAAUUCCAAGAGAGACCGGCAUAACUAGAGAAGACAUCGCCUGGCGAGUUCUGGCCCGUGCAGAUAUCAAGGUCCGACCUUAUAGCCGAGAGUACCAGAUCUUGCCUACCGACUGGGAACUACGUGAGGACGGCAAAUGGCAUAUCGCCACAUACAUCAACAAUCUGCACCCAGUCAAGCAUCGGAACAUCUACAAGCUCAUCGAGGAGGCUUUCAACUGCAUCAUCCCACAGUGGAAUAUAACUCUCACCCCUCUCAAAGAUAUGCUUCAUUCUCGAGCCCGGAUCGAGUACCACAAAGCAGAGUAUCAUCCUCUUCCCGAGGAAGUUGCCGCCCAGGCGCCUCGAAGGAACCCCAAAGAAACGCAGAGCGAAUACGACGAGCGCAUGGAACAAUGGAGAAUGGAAAACUAUCGCGCCGUCCAACCUGAUGCAGGCACAUUUUUACCAUGGGCAGUUCCCACCUGGAUGAUGGACAAGCUACCGGGGGACCUGCCUGCUCCCGUACGGAUUGAACGAGGCGUUGACCUCAACCGGGACUACAAAGAGCGAGGCCUGCAAGUCAUCACCCGCAUGGUAGGAGUUGAUCUCACCCCCGAGGACCCAUACUUUGAAGCCGACUGGCACGUCGAAGGCACAAUGGUAAGACCCGAGCACUUCAUACCCAAUUCAAGCACAAAUUCUAACAAGGAGCAGAACGAGCACAUCUGCGCCUCGGCAUUCCUGACGUACGACCACGAUAACGUGGGCGAUUCGUAUAUGGAGUUCCGCAACAUGGCAGAAACGGACACUCUCACCGAAGUCGAACACGAGCAGAACGACUUCAUCUGGCUGCGGCAAGUGUUCGGUCUCGAGAACGGCGAGCCAGCCAUCCAAUGCCCGGGCACGAUCCGCGCUAUGCCAGGCCGCUGCAUCAUGUAUCCGAGCACGGUGCAGCACAGGUUCACGCGCUUCGAGCUGCAAGAUAAAUCGAAGCCUGGAUUCGCGCGGGCGUUGGUAUUUUUCCUCGUCGAUCCGAAUAUACGGAUCAUCUCUACGGCUAAUAUUCCGCCUCAGCGGCUUGAUUGGACGAUUGGUAUCCCUGAGACUGGGGAUAACCUUAGAGAGGCUAUGGCGAAGUUGGCGCUUGACAAUCGAGAUAAGAAGGGGAAUAUGCCAAUGACUCUGGAUGAGGCUUUGGAUACACGGGUCAAGGUUUUGAAUGAGAUUAUUGAGUUUACGCGCUAUCAGCAUGUUGCGUUUGAGUCGAAUGUUUUGAUGCUUUAG